UGCCGCCAGGGGGCGCUGUACAGAGAUACGGUGUGCCAGAGCGCCGCGGCGUCCCAAGAUGGCGCAGACCGUGAAUGUGGCGGAGCUGUCGUUGCCGCAGCUCGAGGUGCUGAAGAACCAGCUGGACCAGGAGGUGGAAUUCCUCUCGUCUUCCAUCACCCAGCUCAAGGUGGUGCAGACCAAGUAUGUGGAAGCCAAGGACUGCCUCAACGUGCUCAACAAAAGCAACGAAGGGAAGGACCUGCUGGUGCCGCUCACCAGCUCUAUGUACGUCCCUGGGAAGCUCUCGGAUGUUGAGCGUGUGCUGAUUGAUGUUGGAACCGGCUACUACGUGGAGAAGACUGCAGACGAUGCCCGAGAGUUUUUCAAGCGGAAGAUCGACUUCCUGACCAAGCAGAUGGAGAAGAUCCAGCCUGCAUUGCAGGAGAAGCACGCCAUGAAGCAAGCUGUGGUGGAGAUGAUGAGCCAGAAGAUCCAGCAGCUGACGGCGAUGGGGGCAGCACAAGGGGCCACCACCAAGGCGUGACCUUCAGCCUCAGCACCUGCCUUCCUCAUCCUGCUAGGGAGUGAACCAGAGAGCACUGCAGGGACACAGAGGGUUCUUCUCCAUGUUGUCUUCACAUGGUCACUCCAGUCUGAAGUUGUGUGGCACCACGAUGUGAAGCGUGGGCCAAACCUUUCCUUAUUGUUAAGCUGCACUGUUGCCAGCACACAGAAUAAACACAGCAUGGGCACAGCCA
This is a messenger RNA of Coturnix japonica (Japanese quail), 740 nucleotides long. It is a transcript of the gene PFDN5, whose product is annotated as prefoldin subunit 5. The record is from RefSeq and is a predicted model, not a curated record. Gene Ontology annotation, cellular component: cytoplasm; prefoldin complex. Gene Ontology annotation, biological process: RNA polymerase II core complex assembly; RNA polymerase I assembly; RNA polymerase III assembly. Lineage: Eukaryota; Metazoa; Chordata; Aves; Galliformes; Phasianidae.